AUGGCUCCCGGGUGGUGGCGUUGGAUGGGCACCGGGCGCAGGCAAAAGGUGGGGUGCCUGUCGAUCGACCGUCGAGGAGAGCUCCUGGUCACGGGGGAUGAGUCGGGGGCUAUCUGCGCCCGCCUUCUACACCACUCGGGUAACCGGAGCGGCGAUGGCACGGCGUGCGGAAGCAGCAGCGUCGAGGGAGGAUCAAGCGGCGGCGGCGGCGGCGGCGGCGGCGUUGCGGAGGUGGUGCGAGAGGCGCACAGCGGGGAAGUACUCGCGAUCAGCCACGUCGAGGGCGGGGCAGGGGAUGAUGACCCCGCCUUGUUUGUUUCGGGGGGGAAAGGCGGUGUCGUGCGGCUAUGGAAAGCGGCGUGUCUGGAACGGAGCCGAGAAACUGUCGCCGCCGGGGGGGGUGGGGGCGACUUGGAGGUCCACGUGGAACUCCUCAAGGACAUGCUUGUCGGAGGAUUCCAGGUGUCAUGCCUUGCGGCUUCCCUGUCGCCAACGGUGCCAAUCGUGCUCGCCGGAACCGCCGAGGGCACGGUGUUUGCGUUCCAUCUGUUGCAAGCCCAAGAGCCUUCCGACCGAAGAGAUCGCGAGGCAGAAGACGACCGGCCGACCGUCGGCCGGCCGACCGUCGGCUACGGCGAUAGAGGCAGCCGCGGCGGUAGUGUCGCAUCCGGCCGCGAGCGGCCGGAUAACGCGGUCGGCAGGACAGAGCUGGGUGCCGUGCUGAUGAAGUUCGAGCACACCUCGGAGCCCGUCGAGAGGGUCUGCUGCAGCCAGGAACAGGAGCUGAUCGCCGCUACAGACGCGGCGGGCAUCGUAAGGACAUACCGACCGCUCCUCCCCCGAGGGGGAUCCACAGAUAACAACCCUAGCGAUGGUGCGCCGCCGACGGCGGCAGCAGCGGCCGAAGCCCGGCGGUUCGAGCUGGUCGUGGAGUGCCGCCUGGGGGCUCGCCCGGUGUCGUGCGAGUUUGGGUCGGGGCCCCGGGGAGUGGAGAGCGGUGGUGAUCGGCGGCGGGGGGUGGGGGGGGAGGGUGAGGUUCUUCGGACGUGCACGGCGAGGGGGGUCCUUCGUCUCUGGCCGACGGCCUCGCUGCCCACGCGCCCGAUGAGACCACCCCCCUCCUCGGCACCAACCCGCCUCCCGGAUUACCACGAAGCUCUAGCGCCGCUUCCGCAUCCCUCGAACGCUGGCACGGACAGCAGCAGCGGCGGCGGUGGCGGUGGCGGUGGGGGCAGCGGCAACAAGAAUCCCGAGAUGCGGCAAGCAGCGGCGGCGAUGGCGGCCGGGACCGAGCAGGAAAACCGAGACCCGUCAGACCCUUUCUCGCGAUGGACGGCGAUCGAUGCCAAGGGUAGGGGCCCCGGCUUAGUAGGGGUUGGUGGGGGGGAGGGGGGCGAGGAAGAAGAGCCGAGUGCGAGAGGAGAGCCGCCCCUUCCCAAGGCGCGCCCGGCCGCGCCGCGCCGCGUCAGCUUCGCGCCGGCGGAUCAGGUCUACAAGCUCGAGGACCCAUACUACGGCAGCAGCAGCAGCAGCAACAACAACCACCAGCAGCAGGGCGACUGGGAGGAGGAUGACGACGACGACGACGACGGGAAGGAAGAGGAACAUGACGAGCUCGGAGCUCCCCGCCCGCCGCCCCCUGCCCCGACGCCGAUGCGAGCUUCCGGCGCCACCGGGCCGCCACGGCGACUGAGGCAGACGUGGGGCACCUCCGCGUCGUCUCCGCGGGGCAGUAGAGCCAGACGAGGCAGUUCGACGGACGCUUCGGAUGACGCGUCGUUCGUUGCGCCGUCGAGGAUGCAGGAGCCGUCUUUGUGGUCGACUGCGGCGGAGCAGGCUGAGCUUGAGCGGCGGAUGACGGAGGAGUUUGACGGCAGCGGGGUGCCGGAGCCGGUCGCCCCGGUGUACAGGGCGGCGGCGGCGGCGGCAGUCAACAUCCACCCCCUGGCCAAGACCUUCGAGGGACUGGUGCCUGUGUCGCUGGACGCACCUCCACCGAGACCGAAGCGGAAGGGCAAGCAGGUGAGCAAGAGCCACCUGUCCAAAGUGCAGGAACAGCGCAUCACGGAGGAAGACCUCGCGUUCGACGGCAUGGAGCCAGACUGCAGUGCCAUCAUCGGCUUUGGCAGCAGUACCGCCGGUCGCAUGUGGCCACACGAGGAGUUGGAGUGGUACGGAGGCCGAAAAAUGUUCGCCGAGCUGGACCGCUCUUCCACGGCGUCCGAUCGAGUGUGGUCUCUGGGACGAAGGUUGUAG
Molecule: messenger RNA, 2256 nt
Organism: Ectocarpus siliculosus
Lineage: Eukaryota; Phaeophyceae; Ectocarpales; Ectocarpaceae
Source: the annotation of a GenBank genome assembly